UCCUUGCUUGGUCGGGCCGCUCAAUUGUCAGCGUCACAAUUGGUGUCAGAAGUGGGAUUGACCAAGUGAGGAGGUGAAAAUGAUGGAGGAACUGAGGAAGAUGAUGAGGUCACUCCUGCAGCUUCAGGCAGCCUGUGAGCAGCAGUUUGCACAGGUACAGGAACGGGAAUCCAUGAUGGAAGAGGAACGGAGACUCCGGAAGCAAGACGGCAGAUUGGCUAAAAGCUCGACAGGCACUAACUCUGCCGCUGAGGCAUCAAAGGUCCUGGCGGAGAACCGGAGAUUGGUGCAAGAGCAGAAAGAGGAGCAGCUCCGGUUACAGAGGGAGGAAGAGAAGAAGGAGGAGGAGAAGAAAAUCAAAGACGAGGAAGAUGCUUUUCUAGCCGAGGAGGAGCGGGUGAAAAGGGCCGAAAAGAUCCGUCAGGAGAGAGAGUGCGUCAGGCAGCAGAACCAGCAGGAGCGCCAAAAGGAAGAAUGGGAAGCUUCCUUCUGACUUCAGUCCUCGCUCCCCCCCCCUGCACAAGGGGAAGCAGAAACCGUGCAGGGAACCCAAUAAUUUUAAGACACUGUGCUUCUGGGGGAGAGGGGUAAGGAAAUGUAACGGAGGUGAUCUUUGGGGCCAUAGAUCUCGGCCUCCGUUACGGAUUGAGUAGCUUUGUUGGUGGCGAAGUGUAUGUAGUUUGUGCAUCAGUAUGUGUUUUAGUUUGUAUGUCUCUGUUUGCUGGUUUUAUGUUGAAAAGUGUUCCCCUUCCCCCAUGUCUGUUACGGCUGAUUGUGUCCACCUGGUGCCCUGUGUUGUCUCCUGAUUACUACUGAUUAGUGUGUGUGGGUAUUUGGGCUCUGGGGUUUUUCUGUUUUGGGAGAGGUGUGUGAGAUCCUUGUGGCUGGUGACUGUUCGCACGGGAACAGCAGGAUUGAGGCUGUGUCCUGUGCUCGAGUGUAAUAAAUGCCCACACCGGGUUAUCAUUUUGGACGUUCUGCCUCUGCCUCUUUGCUUGGUCGGGCCGCUCAAUUGUCAUCGUCACAAUGCUAACUAAUUUGUCGACUCAUUCCUUCACCACUGUUUUUGCUCUCAGAAUAAUGGAUCUACUGAUUUAAUCCCUUAUCAAUAUUUAGCCCUUUUCAAAGAAGCACGUUAG
Notothenia coriiceps (black rockcod) is the source of this 1139-nucleotide messenger RNA. Its product is annotated as golgin subfamily A member 6-like protein 22. The coding region runs from base 80 to 493 and encodes 137 amino acids. The record is from RefSeq and is a predicted model, not a curated record. NCBI's taxonomy places the organism in Eukaryota, Metazoa, Chordata, Actinopteri, Perciformes, Nototheniidae. Gene Ontology annotation, cellular component: microtubule cytoskeleton. Gene Ontology annotation, biological process: microtubule cytoskeleton organization. The transcript has 2 exons.